AUGGAUAAAUUCACCAAGAAGAUGGAUUCUAAUAUUAUCUAUUACGUGGCUGCCAUUCUUGAUCCACGGGUUAAGACCUCCUUCAUCCGAGCUCAAAUAAGCAAGUCUGAUGCAGAUGUGAUUGUUUCUGAUAUACAUUUAAGCUCUAAGAUGUGGUCUUAUGGUAUGAUAGAAGAUGGGGAUCCUGACUGGAUAUUGAAAUGGUGGAAAGUAAAUGUCUUUAACUACCCCCUAAUAUUGAAAGCUGUACAAGACUAUCUUCCUAUUCUGUCUGCUGAAGUAGGCGUUAAGAGAUUGUUUAGUAACGCAUGA
Molecule: messenger RNA, 312 nt
Organism: Talaromyces stipitatus ATCC 10500
Lineage: Eukaryota; Fungi; Ascomycota; Eurotiomycetes; Eurotiales; Trichocomaceae
Exons: 2
Coding region: 1-312 (103 amino acids)
Molecular function (GO): protein dimerization activity
Source: RefSeq, a predicted model, not a curated record